Myotis davidii is the source of this 3490-nucleotide messenger RNA. RefSeq names its product sphingomyelin synthase 1 (gene SGMS1). Gene Ontology annotation, biological process: ceramide biosynthetic process; sphingomyelin biosynthetic process. The transcript is spliced from 10 exons. Bases 683 to 1924 code for a protein of 413 amino acids. Gene Ontology annotation, cellular component: endoplasmic reticulum membrane; Golgi membrane. Gene Ontology annotation, molecular function: protein binding; ceramide cholinephosphotransferase activity; sphingomyelin synthase activity. The record is from RefSeq and is a predicted model, not a curated record. NCBI's taxonomy places the organism in Eukaryota, Metazoa, Chordata, Mammalia, Chiroptera, Vespertilionidae.
GUGAGGGCAGCAUGAGUGACCUGAGUGUGCCUUUGGGCAUAGUUAGCAUUCAUUUUUGAUUAGGAGAAAGACGAUGGUCUCCUCUUGAAAGGCAAAGCUUCCGUGACUGCAGGAGUUCGGGAUUCUCUGAAUUUCAAGAAUAGUGAAGUGGGAGCAUAGCAGAUGGUGUAUGAAAGCCAGCAUGCAUAUUAGAAAGAAGGCUAAUGAAGAAAAGUGACACAAAUCAGGUACACCAUUGAGUUCUUUGGGAGGCACAAAAGUGUCUGGUUGGGAAGCUUAUGAAAUAAAAGACAAGACCCUGCCUCAGGAAGCGUACAUGAGAAUAAUUUUAAAGGAAACUAUCGAUAAAUGCAGAACAGUAGCUGUUGGAGGUGAUGGAAAUGUACUGGAACAAUGGGAGAAGCUGGUAACUCAUAGGAAGCCAAGAUGACAAGAAUUUUUUUAAGUAAUCCAAGGAAGAAUCUUGUUGAAAAAUGAGGUGAACACAUGCUCGGGUACUCAAGAACCCUGGACAGCUACAUGAGGUGUUUAAAAACUGCCCUGACCACCAUUCUACCCAAGUCCCUGUCAUGAGGCCUGACAGGAUGAGCACGCCUUCGAGGGCCAGCAUCCUGCUCCGGAAAAACUCGGACUGCUGACCUGCCGAGAGCAAGCAGGGGACUGCCUGUUGUCUGCCAGUACAAUGAAGGAAGUGGUUUAUUGGUCACCCAAAAAGGUGACAGACUGGCUGCUGGAGAAUGCUAUGCCAGAAUACUGUGAGCCUCUGGAACAUUUCACGGGCCGGGACUUGAUCAACCUGACCCAAGAGGAUUUCACAAAACCCCCCUUGUGCCGAGUCUCCUCCGACAACGGGCAGCGGCUCUUGGACAUGAUAGAGACCUUGAAAAUGGAGCACCACAUGGAAGUACACAAGAACGGCCAUGCCAACGGGCACCUCAGCAUUGGCACAGACGUCCCCACCCCUGACGGCAGAUUCAGCAUCAAGGUCAAACCCAACGGGAUGCCAAAUGGGUAUAGGAAAGAGAUGAUAAAGAUCCCCAUGCCGGAACUGGAGCGCUCCCAGUACCCAAUGGAGUGGGGCAAGACUCUUCAGGCCUUUCUUUAUGCACUUUGCUGUUUCGUUCUCACCACAGUGAUGAUCUCGGUCGUCCAUGAACGAGUACCUCCUAAGGAGGUGCAGCCUCCACUACCGGACACGUUUUUUGACCAUUUUAACCGGGUGCAGUGGGCCUUUUCUAUUUGUGAAAUUAACGGCAUGAUCCUUGUAGGACUCUGGUUAGUUCAGUGGCUGCUCUUAAAAUACAAGUCUAUUAUUAGCAGAAGAUUUUUCUGCAUAGUUGGCACGCUGUACCUGUAUCGGUGUAUUACAAUGUAUGUAACUACACUCCCAGUACCUGGUAUGCAUUUCAACUGCUCUCCGAAGCUUUUUGGAGACUGGGAAGCCCAACUGCGGAGAAUAAUGAAGCUCAUUGCUGGCGGUGGCCUGUCCAUCACUGGCUCUCACAACAUGUGUGGGGACUAUCUGUACAGCGGCCACACGGUCAUGCUCACACUCACCUACUUAUUUAUCAAAGAGUAUUCCCCUCGACGACUCUGGUGGUAUCACUGGAUUUGCUGGCUUCUCAGCGUAGUUGGAAUCUUCUGUAUUCUCUUAGCGCAUGACCACUACACUGUGGACGUGGUGGUGGCAUAUUACAUCACUACAAGACUCUUCUGGUGGUACCACACUAUGGCCAAUCAGCAAGUGCUCAAAGAAGCUUCCCAGAUGAACCUCUUGGCCCGGGUGUGGUGGUACAAGCCAUUUCAGUACUUUGAAAAGAAUGUCCAAGGAAUUGUACCUCGAUCUUACCAUUGGCCCUUCCCCUGGCCAGUAGUCCACCUCAGUAGGCCAGUUAAAUACAGCCGGUUGGUGACUGACACAUAACAGCUGUGCAAAGUGGGGGAACGAGGACCUGUCCGAAGUGCUAAGAACUCCACGAGAGAAGAUGCCAUAAAAUAAACACCUCCCUAAUCCCACUAUCUUUCAACGGUUACCUUGACUUAACCUAUUGAGUUACCUGGUCAGCACUGUGAUCUUCUUUUUCUCUCCAAAGGACCUGAGUUGGACAACAAUAAAGAAAAUCUAACCUAUCAUGCACUGUACACAGUUCCUGUUCAUAAGUCUGGGAUUUACAUAACCCACAAUCACCAUGUUCCUUUGUAUAUGAUGCAACAGCAUAAAUGUAAGCUUUUGUAUCCUAAGUUCUGUUUUUUCCAGUCACAUCUGGAAAUAAAGCGUAUUAUUUUUCUUGGGAAAACAUACUUUUCAUAUCUCUUGCCCCAAAGAUUGGGCUGUAAGCCAUUUUCUAGCAAAUGUCUCUAUGAAGGUUUCUAAGUACCUGAAUGGGGUCUGAUUCUGAAAUCUUUCUACCUGUUGCACCGAUAGUCAAAAAUGACAGACACAGAAAGGUUUAGUAACUUUGGGUUUUGUAAAAUCAGCAGAGACAGUGUGUCAAAAAGCGCAAAAAAAAAAAAAAAAAAGAUUCUGUUAUAAAGUGAUUUUCUAAGUAUUUCCUAACUUUAUUUUUCAAAUGAUGUUAUGAAAACCAAAUUUCAAGAUUUUUACAUGUCAAAGAGAAGAGAGUUAAAAUUUAAAAAUGCUUCUUGGGAGAGAAAUUUGUCUAUGUUUCUAGUGCCUUUCUUGUCUUGAUUGUAUGGUCAGUAGGCAAUCUUAAAAAAAUGUUUUUAUUUAAAGUAUUCCAUGAAAAUAUAAAUGUAUGUAUACACUACUAAAUUUUGCAUUUAUAGCUAAAUUAAAUCAGAAGACUGCUUAUGGCUUUUCAGUUGCUCUGAAUUACAGACUGGGGGGAGGGAGGGGAGGGGUAAUCAGAAAGUCAGAGCCGGCUCUCAUAUUGUGAGCCUGCGGCAACGACAUGGCCCACUUACACUAUUUUACCUGUUUGGUGGUUCAAUUUUAACUCUACAGUGAAAACAGCCAUGAAUACUUCUUUUUUUAAAAGCGAGUUUUGAAAAUGAUCACUUAACUAAAACUUGAAAGCUAUAAAUUAGUUAUCCAUACUCUCAUGACAAUUUUGUUGGUGAACAACAAAAAAGAGAUCUAUUUCUUUAAAAUAUAUUUGUGCAGAAACUGCAUGUAAUUCUAAGUUUUGCUCCUAACAAAAGGAUGUUUGGGGAAGUAUUCUAUUCUAUACUUGCCAAUGUGGAGAACAAAAUAGUUUUUUAAGAAUGAAGAAUUAUAUAUAUCCAUUCUGUAUUUUAUGUGCAGCAGAAUUAUCUUCCGUAGGGUUGUUUUUUUUGUGUGUAUUCACAAGGUGAUAUUUGUAUUGUAAAACAAUAAUGGUGAAGGAAAUAAAAAGGCUUUUAAAAUUUGGUUUGUUUUAAAUCUUUGUAAAGUUAUUAUUCCAGAGAGUAUACUGAUAUCUUAACAGCUUACCUAGAUCGUAAAUUAAUCAAAAUGCACUUUUUAAUAAAACUGAUACUUAAAAAAUAA